AUGCGCUGGGUCCGCGCGCUGCUGAAAAAUGCGUCCCUGGCAGGGGCGCCCAAGUACAUCGAACACUUCAGCAAGUUCUCCCCGUCCCCGCUGUCCAUGAAGCAGUUUCUGGACUUCGGGUCCAGCAAUGCCUGUGAGAAAACGUCAUUCACCUUCCUGAGGCAGGAGCUGCCCGUGCGCCUGGCCAACAUCAUGAAAGAGAUUAACCUGCUUCCCGACCGGGUGCUGAGCACGCCCUCGGUACAGCUGGUCCAGAGCUGGUAUGUCCAAAGUCUCCUGGACAUCAUGGAGUUCCUGGACAAAGACCCCGAGGACCAUCGUACCCUGAGCCAGUUCACCGAUGCCCUGAUCACCAUCCGGAACCGCCACAACGACGUGGUGCCCACCAUGGCGCAGGGUGUGCUGGAGUACAAGGACACCUACGGCGACGACCCGGUCUCCAACCAGAACAUCCAGUACUUUCUGGACCGCUUCUACCUCAGCCGCAUCUCCAUCCGCAUGCUCAUCAACCAGCACACCCUGAUUUUUGACGGCAGCACCAACCCGGCCCACCCCAAACACAUUGGCAGCAUCGACCCCAACUGCAACGUCUCCGAGGUGGUGAAGGAUGCCUAUGAUAUGGCCAAGCUCCUGUGUGACAAGUACUACAUGGCCUCCCCUGACUUGGAGAUCCAAGAGAUCAAUACCUCCAACUCCAAACAGCCAAUUCACAUGGUCUAUGUCCCUUCCCACCUCUACCACAUGCUUUUUGAACUCUUCAAGGUAAGCUCAUCACUUCCCCCUUUCCCUUCACAGAAUGCCAUGCGCGCAACUGUGGAAAGCCACGAGUCCAGCCUUGUCCUCCCACCUAUCAAGGUCAUGGUGGCCUUGGGUGAGGAAGAUCUGUCCAUCAAAAUGAGUGACCGGGGUGGGGGAGUCCCCCUGAGGAAGAUCGAGCGACUCUUCAGCUACAUGUAUUCCACAGCCCCCACCCCCCAGCCAGGCACUGGAGGGACCCCGCUGGCUGGCUUCGGGUACGGGCUCCCCAUUUCCCGCCUCUAUGCCAAGUACUUCCAGGGAGACCUGCAGCUCUUCUCCAUGGAGGGCUUUGGGACCGAUGCUGUCAUCUACCUCAAGGCCCUGUCCACGGACUCCGUGGAACGCCUGCCCGUCUACAACAAGUCAGCCUGGCGUCACUACCAGACCAUCCAGGAGGCGGGCGACUGGUGUGUGCCCAGCACGGAGCCCAAGAACACGUCCACCUACCGUGUCAGCUAGGGGCCGCCUCGCUCCGCUGCACCUGAGAGGAUGGACUGCUGUCUCUGGGACUGGCCACCACGGUGACCCUCCCCAGCCCCCCCCCAGGUGGGGGGGAGGCUCCCCCUGAUGACCAGCUUCUGUCUCUGUGGAAAUCAUGGUGACCAGUCCGUGGGGGGCCCCUAAGUGCCAAUCUCUGUCUCCACGGAGACCCCUAAGUAGUCUCCCUGGUAUUCAGGCUCGGUGGGCGAUGCCUGAGGACAGGGGACUGUCUCCAUCCCGAUGGGGUGUCCCAGAGCUAUGUUUCCAUGGCCGUCCUCCUUCUGAGACGAGGGCUGCCACUUUGCUGCCAGGGGUCCUGGGUCCCCCUCACUGCCCUCCACGGCCCUGACCUUCCAAGUGGACACCCUGCU
Molecule: messenger RNA, 1649 nt
Organism: Puma concolor (puma)
Lineage: Eukaryota; Metazoa; Chordata; Mammalia; Carnivora; Felidae
Source: RefSeq, a predicted model, not a curated record